Molecule: messenger RNA, 1275 nt
Organism: Oldenlandia corymbosa var. corymbosa
Lineage: Eukaryota; Viridiplantae; Streptophyta; Magnoliopsida; Gentianales; Rubiaceae
Source: the annotation of a GenBank genome assembly
AUGUCAGUUGAUUCUCCUCCACAUGGAGAGAACAAUUGUCCCCAUGGAGACAAGAACAAAGCGAUCAUGAAGAUGUUGUUUUAUCAUAAAUGUCGCAAACCUAGCAUCAGAGUGAUCCACAGCGUUAAGGUUGGAAUUUCUUUGGUGUUGGUCUCUCUUUUGUAUCUGCUGGAUCCACUCUUCGAAGACAUUGGAGAAAAUGCCAUGUGGGCUAUCAUGACCGUUGUGGUUGUCUUCGAGUUCACUGCAGGGGCUACACUGAGCAAAGGCAUAAACCGAGCAAUUGGUACGAUAUUAGGCGGUGGAUUGGGAUGCUUGGCUGCAAUUUUAGGAGACAAAUUCGAAGGAACUGGAAAUGCUAUCAUCGUCGGCACUUCAGUUUUCAUCAUAGGAGCCGCAGCUACAUAUUCGAGGUUGGUACCAAGAAUUAAAAGGAGAUAUGACUACGGGUGCAUGAUCUUCAUCUUGACCUUUAACCUGGUGGCGGUUUCCGGCGUAAGGGCAGAUAAAGUGGUGGCGUUAGCCAAAGUCCGCCUCUCAACUAUCGGAAUGGGCUUUGCCGUGUGCAUAUUCAUCAGUUUACUGGUUUUCCCGAUUUGGGCAAGCGAUCAACUUCACGAUUCCACGGCUUCUAAGUUCGAGAAACUUGCUAGUUGCAUUUCAGAAUGUUUGGAGGAGUAUUUUUCAAUUCCCAACAAAGAAGAAAAUAAGCCAAAAAAGGCCGAUGUUAGUGGCUGCAAGGCAGUGUUCCACUCCAAGUCCACUGAUGAAUCUCUGGCAAAUUUUGCGAAAUGGGAACCUUGGCAUGGGAAGUUUGGACUUUCUUACCCAUGGGAAAAGUAUUUAGAGAUAGGGGAAACUCUACGAGAGCUUGCUGCACUAAUUUUGUCACUCAGAGUUUGUAUCCAGUCGUCUAAACAGCCUGAACUGGAUCAAAGAGAUGCGAUCAAAGAAGGUUGCGAACUUGCUGGAUUGUCGAUGGUAUGGAUCUUGAGAGAACUUGGGGAGAGUAUAUUGACGAUGAAGCAAUGCCGAUCCAAGACUACAAUAACACCGAAGCUUCAAACCAUAAAGCUAGAACUGAGCAAAUUAACACUACUUCCUAUGCCAAUGAAUAAAGGAUUAAAAGACUACAAGGACGAAACUCAUCAUCUGGGAACCUCAAGCUUCAUUUUUCUGUUGAUGGAGAUAACCCACAAAAUUGAGGAUGUAGCUGAUCGAGUAGAACAACUGGGACAAAUUGCUUCUUUUCAGGCCAAAACAAUGGAUGUCUGA